UAAUCUUACGUCUGGCAGCGGGAAGGUUGACAUGGUCACACGUUUCAUCACACUACAAAAUAAUGUAACAAUAAGUUCUGUAAUCUUAUCAUGCGUGCUUGUCGCAGCUUGUCAGUGCUGAGGCGUACUGCCCUGUGCUUCUUGUGCCUGUACCGGCCUGUAAGUGUGCCUGUGGUGCUUCUACACUACACACCUGAAGGAACAGAGUUCACCACUUGAUGCUUGGACGCCUGCCAUUCCUAACGUGGCACUCAGGGAAAGCCUUUGUGAGGUGCCUGCAGCCCGUGCUACCUCUUACUCCCCUCACUAAACAGUGCCUCAUAACCCGGCCUUGCUUCUCUCCUUCCCUAAGAGAGUACCGUUCCUGCAGCCAGCCUCUCCUUGCAUCCAGGAACCUCAGGGGUGUGGGAGUAAUUUAUUGUGGUGUGUGGCGCCCCUCAGUGGUGUCAGCAGCAGUCAUGGCUACGUAUCCAUUUUGCGCUGAUUAUGACAAGCGGGGCAUGGCAAAGUGUAAAUUAUGCAAGGAGAAAUGUGAGAAAGGAACACUACGUCUGGGGAAGGUCGCUGCCAACCCCUUCUCUUCUGGGGACACAAUGAAGCUCUGGUACCACACUGACUGCCUGUUUGAGAGCUUCAAGCGAGCACGAGCCACCACCAAGAAAAUUGAGGACCCAGAGGAGGACUUAGAGAACUGGGCUGAUGUGGAGGAUGAGGACAGGAAGAAAAUACUGGGGCUGGUGGAAGAGCUGCAGGACGUCCUCGACAAGAAGGCCGCCACCACGCCAAAGAAGCAGACCCCUAAGAAAAAGGCCGACACAGCACCACCACAGCCUGCCAUCAGCGCUAAGGAGGUGCGGCCAGACCCCCCCACAGACCGCAACCACAAGGACAACUCUUUCAGGGAGUUCCGUCGCCUGUGUGCCGCCAUUGCAGAUGAACCAAGCUACCUCAGCAAGACCCAGCUUGUGUCUGACUUCCUCUCCCGUGGCAGUGGGAAAGACGGCUUCAAGGGUGACCUGCGCCUGUGGGUGAAGCUGCUGUUACCUGGCGUGGUGAAGCGUGUCUACAACCUGCAGUCCAAGCAACUCCUCAAGCUGUACUCCCAGAUCUUCAACACCAACCUGGAGGAGAUGAUGGAGGACCUUGAGCAGGGUGACGUGGCCGAGACAGUGUGCAAGUUCUUUGAGGAGUCACGGCAGCUCCCCCCAGUGAAGAAGAGUAACCUGUCCCUGCAGGAUGUGGACGAGGCACUGCAGGAACUGAGUGGCAAGACCAGGGAAGAGGACCAGACCAUUACACUGAGGGCCAUUGCAAAGAAGUCGACUGCGAAUGACCUGAAGAUGGUGGUGAGGCUUAUCAAAGGGGACCUGAGGAUCAAUGCUGGAGCCAAACACAUACUGGAUGGCGUGCACAGUGAUGCCUACGAAGCCUUCCAGACAACACGUAACAUUGAUUCUGUGCUGGACAAGAUAAUAUCAGGCAACACGGAAUCACUUAAGAUGUCGGCUGAACUCCUCACCCCUGUGCUGCCCAUGCUGGCAGAGGCGUGCAAGUCGGUGGAGUAUGCAUUCAAGAAGUGCCCGAGUGGGGUGAUGUAUGCCGAGGUGAAGUACGAUGGGGAGAGGGUGCAACUACACAAGCAGGGCACCAACUUCAAGUACUUCUCCCGCUCCCUCAAGCCUGUCAUGCCCCAUAAGGUGGACCACUUCAAGGAGUACAUCCCCCAAGCGUUUCCCGGCGCCAGCAACCUGAUUCUGGAUGCUGAGGUGCUCAUGAUCUGCACCAAGACUGGCAACCCACUCCCUUUUGGCACACUGGGCAUACACAAGAAAGCAGCGUUCCAAGAUGCCUGUCCUUGUCUGUUUGUAUUUGACUGCCUACACUACAAUGGUGAAGAUCUUAUGAACAAGCCCAUUGUUGAAAGGCGUGGUGUGCUGGAGAAGACAAUGAAAGAGGUUGAGAAUAGAGUCAUGUUCUCAGAGAUGGUCAAGAUAAAGAGACCUGAGGACCUAAGAGACAUGAUUGCCAGAGUCCUCAAGCAGGGGCUGGAGGGACUUGUGCUCAAGGAUAUACAGAGUAUUUAUGAGCCAGGGAAGCGUCACUGGCUCAAGGUGAAGAAGGACUACCUCAAUGAUGGGGCCAUGGCUGACACUGCUGACCUGGUGGUGCUGGGGGCUUGGUAUGGCACAGGAAAGAAGGGUGGCAUGAUGUCGGUCUUCCUAAUGGGGUGUUAUGACCAUCGCAUCAACAAAUGGUGUACAGUCACAAAGGUCCACACAGGACAUGACGACUCAGCACUGGAGAGGCUGCAGAAGGAGCUGGACAUGGUGAAGAUAAGCCAGGACCUCGCCAGAGUCCCACAGUGGCUCAAGGUGAACAGAGGCCUGGUUCCAGACUUUGUGGCAGCCGACCCCAAGAGGUCACCUGUGUGGGAGAUCACUGGGGCAGAGUUCACCAAGCACCAGAUCCACACGGCUGAUGGUAUAUCCAUCCGCUUCCCCAGGGUGACGAGGGAGAGAGAUGACAAGGACUGGGAAAGUGCCACCAGCCUGUCCCAGCUCAAGGACCUGUACCAAGCUUCCAAGGAGUGUCUCAACCUGGACGGCCUCACUGGGGGCGAUGACGAGGACUCUGGGGUGGGUGUGGGAAGCGCUGUGUCCAAAACACCUUCACCAUCAUCUUCAGCCUCACCAUCCCCUGCAAAGAAGAACGAGGAAGACAAGAAGGUGAGGAAAAACAAGACAGAGAGGAAAGAAGACUCAGGGAAGAAGAGGAAGAGAGAGGAAGGCGAUGAUAGAGGCAGCACACAUGAUAAUAAAAAGAAGGUAAGCCAAAGUAAUGCAGUGCAGAGGACGCUGUUCCAGAACCCAUCCCCCUCCUCCUCCACCAGUACAAAGGGAAUGAACACUCCCCUCAAAGCCCCGACGUGUAAUCCUCUGCCUGACUUUCUCGCGGGGGUCUUGGUGGUCCUACCCGAUGACAUCAAGGAGCGGGCACUCCUCAGGCGCUACAUCAUGGCGUAUGGAGGAGAGGUGCUGCCUGACUACCGCGCUGACCAGGCAACGCACGUCAUUGCAUCCAAACAGGACUCAGACACACACAAGGGAGCAGGUGUGAGGGUGCGUGAGGCCUGGGCUUGGGACAGUGUUAAGCUCCAGAGACUUAUGCCAGCCCAGCUUUAUCAAGUUUGAGAGGAAUAAAGGAGGGGGGAGGGAGGCUAAAGUAAGGUAUAUAAUCUCUUCUCAAUGCCUCCUCUCGACUACUUUUGACAGGCUCUACUGGAAGUUACUAAGGUUUUCAAGGGUGUUUUCAUGAUUUUUAUAAUGGUUUAACAAAGAUUUCACACUCUUAACAGGCUGUGAUGGAAGUUAUAGUUUUUCAGGAUGUUUUCAUGAUUCUAAUGAUAAUUUAACGAGAUCUUCAUCACUAGUUGGGGAAACACCAUUGAAAAACCUAAUUAUCUUUGUAGCCUUUGAAAGUAGUCUUGGUGAAAGAACAAAGCAUUUAACAAUACAAAAUUAAUGUUUUGCCAAAUAUCACAUUCAUACAUCUUUUCCCCCUCAUUGGUUCUCCUGGAUCUAUUUCUCCUCACUAAGUCUUCCUCUGUACCUCUCCCCAAAAUCAGUAUUUUCAUUGCUUCACCAAUUCAUAAGCUCAUAUUCACACAUUCAUGUGACCACGGAAGACUCCCUAAACACCACCAGAUAAGACCAGGUCCAUUUUAUACAGUAUUUAUAUUGCAACAUUAGCACUGGUUUGAGUUAUCACUGCAAAUUUAGUGUUAAGUAUAAAUAUGACUUGGAGAUUUUUUUCUUCUCCCAUGUGUGUGUGUGUGUGUGUGGGUGCGUGACUGUCCCACAUGUGUUUUCAUACCCACAUGUGCAAGUCAUUUCACAUGUGGCAGUGUGACUUCACUUGACAGAUGCAUGAUAGGUAAUCACAGUUUUUCUAAGAGAGAGAGAGAGAGAGAGAGAGAGAGAGAGAGAGAGGGUGGGUUGGGUAUUGGAGCACGAUGUAUUAUAUUUCUAAGGGACCCGCAUUCCUGCAACCUAAUGAUAAAACUGCCUUAACAAUGUUUGAUGAUGUAUGUGUGUUUGUAUGAUAUUUAAAGUUUGCGAAUUGUGA
Messenger RNA from Scylla paramamosain (green mud crab), 4125 nucleotides. It is a transcript of the gene DNAlig3, whose product is annotated as DNA ligase 3-like. NCBI's taxonomy places the organism in Eukaryota, Metazoa, Arthropoda, Malacostraca, Decapoda, Portunidae. Gene Ontology annotation, molecular function: DNA ligase (ATP) activity; ATP binding; zinc ion binding. Gene Ontology annotation, biological process: double-strand break repair; DNA recombination; DNA biosynthetic process. Bases 219 to 3191 code for a protein of 990 amino acids. The transcript has 23 exons. The record is from RefSeq and is a predicted model, not a curated record. Gene Ontology annotation, cellular component: nucleus; DNA ligase III-XRCC1 complex.